Molecule: messenger RNA, 2798 nt
Organism: Camellia sinensis
Lineage: Eukaryota; Viridiplantae; Streptophyta; Magnoliopsida; Ericales; Theaceae
Source: RefSeq, a predicted model, not a curated record
UCUGUUUCCAAUUUUCCCCAAACAACCUGCCCAUCUGUUUCCAAGUCUCUCUCUCUCUCUCUCUCUCUCUCUCUCUAAAAUUCCUUUCUUCGUCCCCUUUGUUUUCCCUUCCCACCACUUCACCCAUCUCAGACAUCACAAUCUCCCCCAAUCCAAUCCACAACCUUGAUCUAAUUCACUCACUCUUUCUCUCUCUUCAAGCAAAGCCAAGCUCAAACAGAGAAAAUACCCAAAUCAAAAAAUGGCAUCUUUACCAUCUCCGCCAUGUCCAUCUAACUCGUUCUUCUACAACAACUCUCUCUGCGCUUGCAGCCCUGGUUACCUCUACAACUCCACCGCCAAGACCUGUGAGCUGUUCCAGGUCUCUGGCGAUUCAUGGGUUGUGGACUCCGGUGUUGACUACUCAUUAUCGUUCCCGGAGACCAUCUUCUCCUUUGACUCCAUCAAGAGGUUCACGCAGUCUCAGGCCGUGUUUCUUGAAGCCACCGUCGUCUUGCUCCUCUCUUGGCUCGCUUUCUGCUGCUUCGUUCGCUUCCGGAAGCUCCGCGAUGGCCGCAACAUCUGGUUCCAGAUCCGGUGGUGGAUUAGCCGCUUAGACAUCUGUUUCUCCACUCGCCAUUGGCUGGAUGAUCAGAAGGUUGUUGUGAAGCGGAAAACAGAACUUGGUGGAACUUUCUCAAUAGCAAGUUUAAUUCUUUUUAUUGGUUUAUUUGCCGCGUUGCUCUACCAAAUCAUAUCAAAGAGUAAAGUUGAGGUUCAUAAUGUGAGAGCAACAAAUGCACCUGAUUUAGCAUCCUUCACCAAUGACAUGGAAUUCAAUAUUACUACUGUUUCUACUAUGAGUUGUUCACAUUUACGCGACAUUGGUACUUUAGUUGUUGGGAAUCCAGGUUUCAUUGAUUAUAGGGUUGCUCCUCUUUCAACCUUUGCUAAUUAUUCAUGCUUGAAUACCACUGAGGGACCAACUAUGAUUUUUAAGUGUGACAAUUGUCAGCUUAUUCGAGACAGUGUCUAUAUAUCAUGGCAGUUUGGUGAUCUUCCAAAUGACCCUGCAACUGCUGUUGGAUUUCAGUUCAACCUCAGUGCGAAGAACCACAUAGGCAAAAAGCAUUUGAGUUUUGUCGGUGGGAUGCUAAAGAAUGGAAGCAAUCGUGAUGACAAACCGAUUACGUACAGAGGGGCAGUUCCAAAUAUAUUGAAAUUUAAUUUAUUUCCACGAAUUUACAAGAAUCUACAUGAUCUUAAGCUUAUCCAACCAAUGUUUCAUGAGUUUCUCCCGGGUUCAUCUUAUAGUAAUACAAGUCAGCUUCAGGCUUCACUUGAAAGCUCUAACAACGGUCUAAUCAAUAUCACGUUGUAUGUCAAUUUUCUCUCAGCCUAUGUUGCAGAGAUUGAUAAUCAAAAUAUUUUGGGGCCUGUGGGCUUCCUUGCAGAUCUUGGUGGCCUUUAUUGUAUAAGUAUUGGGAUUUUUUUCUACUUCUUGGUGCAAUGUGAGUACAGAAUCAAGAAGCUUCGUAAUGAGGAUAGCAUUAUGCGAAAGAUUAGAAAUCGGCGAAAGGCUCAAGACCGCUGGGAUAAAUUGAGAAAAUAUGUAAUGUACACGUGGGGUUGCAACACAUUGGAUGAUAGUUACAACAAUAUCAGGGAAGGGACUUGUUGCUCUAGUUUCAUGGUUGAGUCAUUGCACAAAAAUGGAUCGUCAGUUAAGCACAGGCAACACAACAAAAUGGAUACUAUCAGUUUUAAUAGGAAAAUCAACUUUCCUUGUGAGAAGGUAAUACAUGGUGAUUCAUGCUACAGUAAUACUAGUAAGGCUACUCCAGGGCAGAUCCAGACGCAAGCAGCCCAGUCUUGUGUUGCUAAAUCUACAUCAAACUUGGAAGGGAGGCUAUCAUGUUCGAGGAGUGAACCAGUUCUGGAAAGUAAGAUGUUUGGAGCUGUGAGAAAUGGAAAACAUGAACAUCAUAUUGGUUCACAUGAUGGAGAUGUCCCCAAGUCUCAAGCAUUUCCUACUACUGACAAUUAUUCGCUUCCUCCACCACCAUCACUAGAAUUUAAGUCUGGUUCUGAAAUCAGUAUGUCUGAUAUCAAAAAGAACUUCCAAAGUCUGUAUGAAUACAAUGUCAUGCUGAGGGAGAGGUUGGUUACUGCUCAAUCCAUGAUUCAGUCUUUAACAACAAAAGCCUCAUCUUCGAGAGAGCAAGAAAGCCGAAAAUAAGAUUGGACGGUAAUUCAAAUGAGUGGAGGAGCUGUUGAAACUCCAAAACCGCUAAAAGUUUCUGUCAGACCUUCCCAAGAAUGUGUUGCGAAAUAGUUCAUAGAUAUGUGUCGUUGGGAAGAGAUUUAUUGUAUUGAAGGAUCUUGUGCAAUCAUCGGAUUAUUUUGCUAUUUCUAAGAUCCUACUUAUUGGGGGGUGACUCUCAUUGCUUGAAGGAAAAGUGAGAAAGUAUGUGUGGCAAUGCAAUUGGUUUUAUUCAUGGAUCAGUCGGAGGUCUUCCCAGUACGUUGUUUCGUAUCUUGAUUACACUUGUGUGGCAAGGAAUUCAUAUUUUUUUCCUUUUGUUACACUAAAAAUAUGGUUUAGGGGCUUGGAAUCUUGGAUCUUUGCAGAUAUUGGAAUUCGAAACUUGCAUUUUCUGAAGAAAGCCUCAAGUCAUCUGUCUUGUAAUUUGUAAGAUUGUAAUAUUUGUACAGUGUGUUGAAAAGGGGAAAAAAAAGGAAGAUAACCAUGAUAUUCGAUAGAUUAGAAGGUCAAUUACACUGACACCUAUUUAUGCUAAUUCAUUAGUAGUUCUGUA